This is a messenger RNA of Blepharisma stoltei, 981 nucleotides long. Lineage: Eukaryota; Ciliophora; Heterotrichea; Heterotrichida; Blepharismidae. The record is from the annotation of a GenBank genome assembly.
AUGAUGAUCAAUAUAAAAUUAAUGACAGGCAGAAAAGAAAUAUUAAGUCCAUCUAUUUAUGACACUUUUAGUGGCAGCAGUUUAAAAUCGUUUGGACCAAGGAACAACAGUCUUCCUAAUAUCUUUACUUCACUGAGUAAUCAAGAGAAAAUCGCUAAAACAAACGCUAAAAGCUCUUCCAGAAUUUAUAAUUCAACAGAUUCUUUAAGUAGGCUAAACAAAAUUAACACAGAGAAAGUAGUGCAUUUGUUUAAAUCGCUAAAAAUAGAAAAUCCCAGCCCAAAUUCGAAAAAUCCUUGCUUUAUUACAAUAAAUAAAAACUUCAAAAAGCGAGGAUCAGUCAUUAUCGACUAUAUAAAAUCAAACAGCAAGCCUUUUGAUUAUUUAGUAUCUGAAAGUACACUGGAGAGUAAAAAAAGGAUUGAACAAGAAAAAGCGAGAAAGCUAAAUAAAAAAGAAAUUGAAGAAAUUAACUCGAAGCUUAAAGAAAUAAUUUCUCAGAAGAAAUCACAGAUAGAUCUUCAAAUUGAGAAAAAUAUUGACAACUUGAAUAAAAAAGGCAUUUUUCCUAUGAGUAUUAACAAGUUAAGAGAAGAGAGCAAGGUGCUCCCGAAGUUAAGAAAAGUGUAAAACCUAUAUAGAAUCAGCUUAGAAAAAAAGAGAAUCUAUUUAGACUACACUCUCCGCCAGCGAAAGAAGUUAAAUAUUGAAGCGUUUCAAAGCAACUUAGGCUUGACAAUGAAAGAAAAGUAUGAUUGGGAAAAUAAACGAAAGAGUAACAUAUUAAAAGAAAUCAAAGAAGUCAUUGUAAAAGACUCUCAAAAAUCAGAAAUCCCUGUCUCAAGGGCAGAAAAUGAAAGCGAGGAUGAAAACGACAGUGGACAAAAUUUGAAGGAAAUUUCUGACUACGUGAAAUGGUUUAACAAAGAAGGAAUGAAAAACUAUAAGACAGCCCCUGUCAAAUAUCUGACAAAAUUCUAA